UGUUCUUUUUCAUUGUGUUUUUUUUCCUUCUUUUCUCAACUUUCACCCCACGGCUGUUUAGGAGGAGACUCGCUCUUUUUUUCUCUCUCUCUCUCUCCAAAUAUUUGAAUAAAGUUUCCACAUCACUCUCUCCACCACGCGCUCCCUCUCUGUAUUGGUGAGAGAGCAUGACGCGCGACCUGUACCUGCGAGGGAUGCGUGCGUGCUUCAUGCCGGCCGGGCAUGCGGCCUUUGGGGAAGGAUGAUGAUGAUGAUGAGGGAUGCGGAUGCUAUGGCAACAGGCCGAUUGGAUCCAGACCAUUCAUGUGCACAUUUAUUUAUUUAAUAAUUUAUUUGCAUGCCGCUCGAGCUCCUGAGUGUUGAGUCACAGAAAGAAGUGAAUAGAAGCUGGACCUCGUCGCCGCUGAGAGCGUCCGUGCGAUGCAGCUGCCGCCUCAUGGCAGCUCAACAAGUUGUUUUAUUUUCGAUUUUUGAAUGAGGCGUCAGAGCUCACCGCUUUCUCUCUCGGUGGAGCGUGUUUUCAUUGAAGUGCAGAGCCCUGUUUCCUGUCAUUGGCGGCGUAACAAAGGAGGAAAGGACGCCGGCGCAUCCAUGUAGUCUGGACACUAUGUCAUUGAAAGUCGUCAGAAGUGAGGACACUCUGCAGAUGAGACAUCAGGAGAUUUUGGACGUCAGACUCUGAACACUUGACUCAAGUUCUUUCCGACGUCAGUUUAGGCAAAAACCCCGCGGCUGCUGCUGCGCGUGUGGAUCCACUGGUGUCUCCUCUGUGUGCGCUUCAGUCUCGGGUGUAUAGGCAACAUUUCGGCGCGCCUCCCGUCACGAUGAGCGUGAUUUUUACUGCGCGGAUGCUGAAAAUGACAAGGUGUCGUGAAGUGGGUGAGGACAUGGACUACAGAGUAUGGAUGAUUUGACCCGGUCCUCUGUCUCUUGUAUCCCUGCAUGUGUUUAAAUGUGUGCGUGAUUGUGCUUAAUGAUGAUGCGUGUCAGGAUGAAUCAGUUUGAGAGUCCGCGUGUGUGUGCGUGCGUGCCUUUUGUUACAUGUGUCCCUUUUGUCCAUUAACAACCUGACAGAGGAUCAAGUGUCCUUGUCAUUCAUCCGUGCGUGAAUGUGUCCCCUCACUCUGCCACCUUUAGCGCUCACAUCACCUCUUACAUAAUGAUAUAUGGUGAAAAUAGCAGAAGCGUGAAAGGGUGAGGGCGAGCAGUCUGGACAUAUAGACUACAAAAGCAACACUGGCGGCCAAUCAGCGGCGAGCUCCGUUAUCUCCAAAGGACCAGGAAUCCGGUGCCAACAUGACCGGCGUCGGAGCGCUGAGGGCGGCUGUGGAGAGGAGAGGGAGGAGGGCCUCGGGCGGAGAGCUGCGUUUCAAGGACAAGGAAGGAGGACUAUUGUUUCAGUGACUUCUGUGAGGACAAACCAUUUUAGGAGAAAAGAGGUUCAAAGUGGGGCUGCUGGUGUCACUGUCAUCAGCAGCCUGAAGGGUUUAAUGUUGACACGGGGCUUUCUCCAAGGACAUCGAGGUAAGUGAGGAGGUGAGAGGGUGAAGGUGUGAGUGAAUGAGCAGACUUUCUUCUACACAUCCUCACUUUGUCAUUCAGAUUUGACACUGACUCUCUCACCUAUGUAAUCUAGCAGGCUCACGGGACUUAACAAUAGUUUCCCUGAGGGCACAGGAGUUACAGGUUAUAUUAACCCUCCCUUCAACCUCCUCCUCCCCCUCCACCCUGAGUUGGGAUGGAUGGGGUGGCUGGAGGUAUGGGAACCUCUGGGUCGGGGGGUGACAGUCUGCCCAGGCGGAAUGGAGGAGGGGAGUGUAAGCGGCGCAGUAAGGGCAGCCUGCCCUCUCCGAGCUACAGGCUGUCACAGGCCUCACUGGAAGGAGAGAAGGGCUCAUUUGGGGCAGACAACUCUUCCAUAGGUGGUCGUGGACGUCGUCUCUCCAUCAUGAGCUCCUCCGCCUGCAGGGACGGUCUUCCUUUACGCACAGCGGGCACACCAACCACCCCGGUGCCUCUACCACCUCCACCGCCCUCCUCCUCUGCCACAGUCCACCCUCCACCACGCUCAGUGGGCUUUGCCUCUUCUCGUGCCGCCUUGGCCUCAACCUCCUCCUCCAUGACUGGAGUGAUGGUCGUGGCCACUGGUCCAGAGACCACCACCACCACGACCUGCAACACUACUGCAGCAGGGACCCCUGACAUUGGGGGUCACUCUGGACUGGGUGGGUUCGGUAUGGGGCUGGAUGGCGAGGACUACAGCAACUCCAACCAGAGCACCUUCAUCCAGAGACAGUUUGGAGCAAUGCUUCUGCCAGGGGUCAACAAGUUCAGCCUGCGCAUGUUUGGAUCCCACAAAGCUGUGGCAAUGGAGCAAGAAAGAUUGAAAUCAGCAGGGGCGUGGAUCAUUCACCCCUACAGUGACUUCAGAUUCUACUGGGAUCUGUUGAUGUUGCUGUUGAUGGUGGGAAACUUAAUCAUCCUGCCAGUGGGCAUCACCUUCUUUAGAGAGGAGAACACUCCCUCGUGGAUCAUCUUCAACGUAGUCUCCGACACUCUCUUUAUGGUGGACUUGGUUCUGAACUUUAGGACGGGCAUCGUGAAGGAAGACAGCACUGAGAUAUUGCUGGACCCCAGGGCCAUCCGCCUGAACUAUCUGAAGAGCUGGUUCCUUGUAGACUUUGUGUCAUCCAUCCCAGUGGACUACAUCUUCCUGAUGGUCGACAGUCUGGACUCGGAGGUCUACAGGACAGCCAGGGCUCUGCGCAUCGUCCGCUUCACCAAAAUCCUGAGCUUGCUGCGGCUGCUCCGUCUGUCCAGACUCAUCCGCUACAUCCACCAGUGGGAGGAGAUAUUCCACAUGACCUAUGACCUUGCCAGUGCCAUGGUCAGGAUAGUAAACCUGAUCGGUAUGAUGCUGCUGCUGUGCCACUGGGAUGGCUGUCUUCAGUUCCUAGUCCCCAUGCUUCAGGAAUUCCCUCCUGACUGCUGGGUUUCCAAAAACCUAAUGGUGAAUGACACAUGGGGCGUGCAGUACUCCUAUGCUCUAUUCAAAGCCAUGAGCCACAUGUUGUGUAUUGGGUAUGGUGCACAGGCUCCAGAGGGGAUGACAGAUGUGUGGCUCACCAUGCUCAGUAUGAUCGUAGGUGCCACCUGCUACGCUAUGUUCAUCGGCCAUGCAACCGCUCUGAUCCAGUCACUGGACUCCUCAAGACGACAAUAUCAGGAAAAGUACAAGCAGGUGGAGCAGUACAUGUCGUUCCAUAAGCUUCCUGGAGAUGUUCGGCAAAAGAUCCACGAGUACUAUGAACACCGCUUCCAGGGGAAGAUGUUUGAUGAGGAGAACAUCCUGGGAGAACUCAGUGAGCCACUUAAAGAGGAAAUUGUCAGCUUCAACUGCCGGAGCCUGGUGGCUAACAUGCCGCUGUUUGCCAAUGCCGAUCCCAACUUUGUGACUGCGGUGCUGACGAAGCUCCGUUUUGAAGUGUUUCAGCCUAAUGACUUCAUCAUCCGCGAGGGCACAGUUGGACGGAAGAUGUACUUCAUCCAACAUGGGCGAGUCAGUGUGCUGACCCGUGGUAACAAGGAAACCAAGCUGAGCGAUGGGUCUUACUUUGGAGAGAUCUGUUUGUUGACACGUGGACGGAGGACAGCCAGUGUCCGGGCAGAUACUUACUGUCGCUUGUACUCUCUCAGUGUGGACAGCUUUAACGAGGUGCUGGAGGAACAUCCGAUGAUGCGGCGUGCCUUUGAAACUGUCGCGGUUGACCGUCUGGACCGCAUUGGCAGGAAGAACUCCAUGCUCCUGAGGAAAUCAUCUCAGGCCGGCUCACUUGGGGGCAGCAUGGGUCGUGGUGGCCGGGGUGGAGGGGGUCCAGGGGCAGGUGGAGGCCUUGCAGCAGGCAGUCUGGGAUCCUGUGACAGCAUGUUGGUUCAGCAGAUUGUCAAACAUGACAGCAUGCCAGCCAUGCAGGACACUAUUGCUGCAGCUGCUGCAGGGAGAGGCGGUGUCAUUGGAGGCAGUGGCACAGUGUCUCCUCGGCCACGCCCUGUCAUCUGGGCGCCACUGGUCCAUGCUCCUCUGCAGACUGCAGCCGCUACCAGUAAUGUAGCCAUCGCCCUCAUGCACCAGCAGCAACAACAGCAGCAGCAUCUCCAGCAGUUGCAGCAGCAGCAUGCUCUCAGUGGUGCUUUUUUCCUUCCUUCCCCUCUCAUUUCCCCUUCUCCCUCAUCUUCUUUCCCUCUGUCACCCCCUCGCGCUCCUGUGUUACAACCCCUCCGACCAUCUGUGAGCUCCCUCAUUGGGAUGAUGACGAUGGGAGGAAUGGGUGGCUUGUCCCCAAGAGGAUUUCCUGCCUCCCCAUCAACCAUGGCCCCCCCUGGUGGAAUAACAUCACCUCCUAUUGCUAAAACACCACCAAUGCCAGUUUCCUCUGUCCCAACAUCUGUCCAACAAGGUAGGACUCUUCAUUACAGCCUCCGUCUCCAGGCAGAUCACCCUUUAGUGAUACCUGGAUCACUUGGAACCCCAACAGGUGGAGGACCACCGACUCCACCCCUCCACAAGGUGCCGACUGCCAACCCUGUAGCUGCCUCUUGUGCCCCAGCAGAUGGCAACAGUUCGGUUCCAGGUCAACAGGGAGCAAAAGAAGCUCUGUUACGUCAUGGAGGAAACAGCUCUCAAGGUCUGCCAGCACUGGGCCGACUCACCCAGGAGGCCAGGCUGCUGUCUGCCUCGCAGCCCACUUUGCCACACCGCUCAUGGGCUAGUGUGCAGCCACACCCUCCUCUCCACCGGAAGGCCUCUGGUGGUAAUUUGUUGGCAGCUCCUUUCCUGGCAGGGCAGUUAGCCAGAGGAAGCAGUGCAGGCAUGCUGACCUCCAAUGUUCCCAUACAGCUGAUAACAAAUAUACCAAUAAAUGCACAAGCACAGGCUACUCUUCCCUUCCAGUCCAUUAUGUCACAGGGUAUAUCUGCAAACACAACCACAUACACACAGUCUGGACCUCACACUGCCUCUGUUCCCACACCCACUGCUACACACAUGCCUUCUGCAGCUUCUAUGCCAUCUUCUUCCCCUCCAAAGCAGACCCCCCUUUCCUCUGCUACCUCUUCUCCUGCACCCACCCCAUCAUCGCCUACCCCCAACCUCUCCCAAGCACCUCGCCCUAAACCAAUUCCAAUGACCCCCUCUCAAUCCUCCUCUCCCCCUCCCUGCUCCACUCCACCUUCAGCAGGGACAAGCCCACUGUCGCUCUCCUCUACUCCUCGUCCCAAACCAAUCCCUACACCUCCCCCGCGCUCUUCCUCCCCUUCUCCCUCCUCCACACCACCUCCAUCCUCUGUUUCCACCCCUUUUCCACUACCUCAACCUUAUGGGUCCAAAUCACCUCUGACCUCUCCUCCUCCAUCUUCCUUGCUCACCUCUUCACCACCACAGCCCUCAAGCCCCAGAGCCAAGACAUCCAACACGCCUCCUUCUGCUUCUCCAUUGUCUGGCCUCAGCCCUGCCCCAACCCCAACCCCUUCUCCAGCCCUGACUCCCACUCAUCCCACCCGUACCCGCCGCACCUCUACCACUUCCCAAACUCUUUCGCAAACCAUCAUACCCGUCACUCUUUCACAGACCCUUGCCUCUACACUGCCCCCUUCUUCAGUCCCUGUUGCAGAUGCUCCAUCGCUAAGUAAGUCCCAGAGUCAAACAACUUGCCUCCAGCCCUCUGUCUCUAGCUCAGUCCGGGGCCCCACCAGCCAAACUUCAGCUCCUACUCCUACUAAAGUAAAAUUCUCAGUUCAUCCUGUAAAACAACCCCCUCCUGUCCUCACUCCAAGCUCCACCUCAGGCUCUGGUCGCUCCAUCAAACCAACCACAUCAACAUUCUCAUCUUCAACAACUUUACGCCCAAACCCCAACUCCACAACCACCACCUCCACCAUCACCUCUCCAAAUGUUGUACCUGUCUCUUCUCACAACCCAAAGCUAAUGCCAACCACUUUAGCUGCCACUACUCUCUCCCCUGAAAUCAACACACCCUCUAUCCCUGUUCAGACCGCUCAGGCGUCUACCACUACACCCACCCAGUCAGCACACGCAGUGCACCCUGCCAACACCACCUCACCGAAAGAAGGGAAAAAAGACUCUCAGCUAGAACUUGCCAGAAAAGACUCAGAGGGGCUAAGACACAAAUUGCCUGCCAACAUGUAAUGCAGGAAAUGUAGGGAAAUAUCAGAGGAUGCUGGACUUUGUGUUGUGGCUAGUCAAACCAUGGAUAUACAGAGUUGGCUGCAGACUUCCAAAGGUCUUGUGUGGACAGCUACAUCUUGUAUGCAUUCUCUCUAGGAUGUGAUUGUCUUAGAACAUCGGGUGUUCAUACGUCACUCAACCAAGUCAUUGAUCUCGGAGAAAGACUUAACAAUGUGGGUGUGUUGAGAUGUUGAGAGCUGUUCAAGCUGAGGUCGAGUCAAAAACAAACAUACAGGUGUAUACAUACAUAUCUGUGUUAGUGAUUGUUGCGAGCAGGCAGGGGAGCUGAAGUGGAAAUGUACGUAGUAAAAACAGGAUUAAGCAAUUGCUGAUACUCAAAGAUUAAAAACAGCAAUACAUGUGAAACAUGCAAGACUCUCAUCAUGGAAUGGGAAGAGACAGUGACAGAAAAUAACAGUCUUUCUGCUGUGAAGAAGAAUGUAUAUUGUGAUCUCAAAAUGCUGGCAAUAGAGCAGACACUUUCUGGUUUCCGCUCCACCUCCCUGUUGCCUCCCAUUCUUCACCAAAGUGUAAUAUUUUCUCUUCUAAAUAAUAAUUAUUGAAAGGAUAUAGCAUUUAAAAAUAACUGUAAAAUCAAUGCCUAAAUAUAUAUAUAUAUAUAGUUUCUUUUAAUAAUUAGGAGGAGUCCACUGUAGUUUUGUUGUCCCAGGUGUGUGUGGUGUUUAGUUUUUGAAGAAGACAAACCUUUUAACGCUACAUGUUCACUCUGACGACUUCUGUAAAUUGUGUUUUUGUGUGACACACAAUACUGCUCUGCUGUGCACUGUAGUUCAUUUAAUUCUGUUCCACCUGGCUCCCUGUACUGUAAAUAUGUGCCUCUCUGUGGGUCUGUUGUUAUACUUCCCUCACUCAUCAUCCUCUUUAUCUUUCAUCUCUUAUUUGUUUUCGCUGCCUUUCAUCUGAUUUCACAGCUCUAGUUGCUAACUGCUUCUUUGACUCUCACAGCCUCGCUCCCUCUUCCUCAGAUUGCCUAACACUUUGCUCUCUGCUGCCAUCGGCCUCAUGUUCAGUUGGCGGUCUCCUUCCUCCGUCGUCCGAUGACAGUGUCGGCGCCAUAUUCAGUGAUGUUUGAUGUUUUGUGUGCGUAGCAACAAGGCAUUUCUGUCUUAAUCCCUGAUACCAUGUUGCCUAGACUAUAUUAAAGGACCAAAUGUUUUAUUUUUUAUUUAUCACAGCUUUAGCUUUUGAACAGGAACAAAAUAGCUAAUAAUGUUGUCAAAAUGAUGGUCUGGAGUGUGGCACUGAAGAUAAUGAUUGUGAUAGUAUUCAUAACAGCCAUAGAUGGUGAUGUUGAUGAAGAUGGUGUAUAUUUAGAUGAAAGAAUAAAGUGGAUUUAGAUAUCA
Solea senegalensis (Senegalese sole) is the source of this 7608-nucleotide messenger RNA. Its product is annotated as potassium/sodium hyperpolarization-activated cyclic nucleotide-gated channel 2-like. Bases 1739 to 6205 code for a protein of 1488 amino acids. The record is from RefSeq and is a predicted model, not a curated record. NCBI's taxonomy places the organism in Eukaryota, Metazoa, Chordata, Actinopteri, Pleuronectiformes, Soleidae. Gene Ontology annotation, biological process: potassium ion transport; transmembrane transport. The transcript has 9 exons. Gene Ontology annotation, molecular function: voltage-gated potassium channel activity. Gene Ontology annotation, cellular component: membrane.